Messenger RNA from Mya arenaria, 1233 nucleotides. RefSeq lists its product as uncharacterized. The transcript has a single exon. Lineage: Eukaryota; Metazoa; Mollusca; Bivalvia; Myida; Myidae. The record is from RefSeq and is a predicted model, not a curated record. Bases 1 to 1233 code for a protein of 410 amino acids.
AUGAGAAAGGUACAAAAAGAAGGAGCCAGACACACAUACACGGAAGUACGAGACCGCAUGAUAAUGAGAAAGGUACAAAGAGAAGGAGACAGACACACAUACACGGAAGUACGAGACCGCAUGAUAAUGAGAAAGGUACAAAAAGAAUGGGUCAGACACACAAACACGGAAGUUCGAGACUGUAUGAUAAUGAGAAAGGUACAAAAAGAAGGAGCCAGACACACAUACACGGAAGUACGAGACCGCAUGAUAAUGAGAAAGGUACAAAAAGAAUGGGUCAGACACACAAACACGGAAGUUCGAGACUGUAUGAUAAUGAGAAAGGUACAAAAAGAAGGAGCCAGACACACAUACACGGAAGUACGAGACCGCAUGAUAAUGAGAAAGGUACAAAGAGAAGGAGCCAGACACACAUACACGGAAGUACGAGACCGCAUGAUAAUGAGAAAGGUACAAAAAGAAUGGGUCAGACACACAAACACGGAAGUUCGAGACUGUAUGAUAAUGAGAAAGGUACAAAAAGAAGGAGCCAGACACACAUACACGGAAGUACGAGACCGCAUGAUAAUGAGAAAGGUACAAAAAGAAUGGGUCAGACACACAAACACGGAAGUUCGAGACUGUAUGAUAAUGAGAAAGGUACAAAAAGAAGGAGACAGACACACAUACACGGAAGUACGAGACCGCACGAUAAUGAGAAAGGUACAAAAAGAAUGGGUCAGACACACAAACACGGAAGUUCGAGACUGUAUGAUAAUGAGAAAGGUACAAAAAGAAGGAGCCAGACACACAUACACGGAAGUACGAGACCGCAUGAUAAUGAGAAAGGUACAAAGAGAAGGAGCCAGACACACAUACACGGAAGUACGAGACCGCAUGAUAAUGAGAAAGGUACAAAGAGAAGGAGACAGACACACAAACACGGAAGUACGAGACCGCAUGAUAAUGAGAAAGGUACAAAAAGAAGGAGCCAGACACACAUACACGGAAGUACGAGACCGCAUGAUAUUGAGAAAGGUACAAAGAGAAGGAGACAGACACACAUACACAGACGUUCGAGACCGCAUGAUAAUGAGAAAGUUACAAAGAGAAGGAGCAAGACACACAUACACGGAAGUUGGAGACUGUAUGAUAAUGAGAAAGGUACAAAGAGAAUGGGUUAGACACACAUACACAGAAGUUCGAGAUCGCAUGAUACUGAGAAGGGACACACGACUGUUAAAGACCACAUGA